Messenger RNA from Phycomyces blakesleeanus NRRL 1555(-), 303 nucleotides. RefSeq lists its product as hypothetical. The coding region runs from base 1 to 303 and encodes 100 amino acids. The record is from RefSeq and is a predicted model, not a curated record. The transcript is spliced from 3 exons. NCBI's taxonomy places the organism in Eukaryota, Fungi, Mucoromycota, Mucoromycetes, Mucorales, Phycomycetaceae.
AUGGGAAGCGGGAAACUUUUGGAAGAAUUCACAAGAUUUUGUGUAAUAUUUGGUUGGUCGUGUAAUUUUCUUAGUGGUAGUUAUAGCUUGGUGACAUUGCUCAAAAAAGGAUCUGGCUCUUACAUCCCCCCAUUCGCGAGCAAAAUUCAACCCGUGAGCAGAAAAAAAAUCGACCAUGUUAUGCCAAAGCUAGUGUCAGCGUCGACUUUGAGAGCUAAAUAUCUAGAGCUCUUAAAAAGUAAAAUUUUGGGAACGCCUAUCAUGUUAAACACCAUAAUCUUCAAACAUCUUAUGGUAAUCUAA